Cucumis melo (muskmelon) is the source of this 1437-nucleotide messenger RNA. RefSeq lists its product as uncharacterized. The transcript is spliced from 3 exons. Bases 181 to 1167 code for a protein of 328 amino acids. Lineage: Eukaryota; Viridiplantae; Streptophyta; Magnoliopsida; Cucurbitales; Cucurbitaceae. The record is from RefSeq and is a predicted model, not a curated record.
GCGUAAGAGGCAAAUUAGGUUUUUCAAUUUUCCGCCUCGACGAAAAAUCCUUCGUUUGUUCCGCGCUAGGGUUUCCAUCGCUAACACGUUUCUUCUGUUUUCGCAAAUCUCGAUUUCUUCUUCUCUUCUCUUUUUUCUUUCAAAUCUUCGCCGCGAAUCCCUUUCCAUAGUAGACACACGAUGUCUCGUUGCUUUCCUUACCCACCUCCUGGUUACGUGAGGAAGGUGGCUAGCACCGAGGCGGCCUUGAUCGAAUCGAUUAAGCUCCAAUCUGAAAGACAGAGCAAGAAUGAUAGAAAGAAUGAGAAACGUAGGCACAAGAAAGAGAAGUCGAAGGACAAGAAAGAGAGAAGUAAGGACAAGAAACACAAAAGCAAAGAACGUAAAGAACAUAAGGAAAAGUCCUCUCAUAGCCGGAGCUUGAAUGAUCAGAAACACAACAAAUGCCUUAAAGAAGUCAAGGACCUUCUAGAUGGAACCAAAGUUGAAGCAGAACAAUUAGAAAGGAGUGGUCUCACUGAAGAGCAUGGACAACCUGUAUGGCCUCAAAGCCCUGCCUACUUGUCUGAUGGAACUCAGAUUGACCACAAGAGAAAAAGGGAAGCUGAAUCACAGCCUGAUGAAGGUUGUAAGCCUGGUAAAAUCAUCCGAAUCAAACUGGCUUCGGCCCCUUCACUUAGCCGGCAAGAGGAUUCAGCGGCUGGCAGCGAACAGAUGUGUUCCACAUCUGGUCGUUAUAAUUCUUUUGAUCAAAAGACAGAUGGAGACAGUCAUGGAUCAGUAGCCAAUGCUGAAACAGCUGUCGCUGUUCAUCCCACUUUGUCCAACCCAAAGAUCGAACAUCCCCCUUUGCAUCCCAUCGGGGACCGUAAUUCUAAAAGUACAGUUGUGUCAGUACCUUCUCGCAAAAGAAGUUCAGCUGAAUCUGCUUAUGAGGCAUUGUUCGAGAAGUGGGUAGCACCACCACUUCUGUUGGAGCAACAAACUGAUGAUGAGGAAUGGCUCUUCGGAACCACAAGAAAGCAAGAUGGACGAAGUACCAUGGCCAACAACAACAAUGCUUUCAGUACUGUUUCCAGCUGUGGUAGGAGUUCAAAUCUGUGGCCGAGAGGACAAUAUCUCGUCGAUGCUGAUGUUUAUUCAUUGCCUUAUACGAUCCCAUUUUGAUUUUGGAUUCUUACUUUGCAGAGUAAUAUGUACAGUACGCCAGUGGGAAUAAUAGUCUUCCUAGGUGUUAUAAUUGGUUUUAGAAUCAAAUAUAAUUGACGUUCAAUUUUGUUCUCAAUUUUGUUCUCAAUUUUGUUCUCUGGUGGGUACUUGUUAUGCCCUUCAGAUGGAUUGACUAUUGAACAAACGACGAACAUGUUGGAGAGGUUAUGUAAAUAUGGAGUGCUAAGAGAGAUGUUUAUGACAAAAUAUAGUAGCUUUUUCCUCGAA